Molecule: messenger RNA, 1647 nt
Organism: Helianthus annuus (common sunflower)
Lineage: Eukaryota; Viridiplantae; Streptophyta; Magnoliopsida; Asterales; Asteraceae
Exons: 2
Coding region: 214-1278 (354 amino acids)
Source: RefSeq, a predicted model, not a curated record
AGGUGAUUGAUAUUAUAUUGAGAGGAGAUCUCGCUGUAACGUGUAUAUAUAUUCAGAUUAUUGUAAUCAAUAGAAAUGACGGAAUACCAAUCUUACAUGGUAUCAGCCUAUUCACGAUCCAUACCCUAACCCUACCUCCCUUCUGCAACUUCUCCUCUCUCCUACAGCCUCUCAUCUUCACUCCGAUCACCUAUUUUCACCCUAUCUUCUAUCAUGGACAGCAAACUUCAUCCAGCCAUGACAGUGUCCAACAUCAAAAACGUUGUGCCUAUAACCCUCGAAGUUGAAACUGCCCAUUACACAACCUGGGCAGAACUUUUUCAGAAUUCUUGCAAGGCUUACCAGGUUCAUGAUCAUUUGGAACCAAGAAAACCGGCGCCGACAACUACCUCCUCUGGUUCUGACAAGGACAAGGUCACUGCUCCUCCCUCUGAUGAUGAAGCUCUUUGGUCUCGUCUAGAUGCCAUUGUCAAGCAAUGGAUAUAUGGCACCAUCUCACCAGAUCUCCUUCAUACCAUACUUACUCCGGGUCAGACUGCUUAUGACGCCUGGACUACUCUGGCCAACCUCUUCUGGGACAACAAAAACACCAGGUCUGUCUUUCUUCAGCAAGAGUUCUCCAAUAUUCGUUUGGAAAACUUUCCAAACAUGUCAGCCUACUGUCAACAGGUUAAACUCCUGUCCGACCAACUUGCUAGUGUGGGGUCCCCCGUUGACAAUCAAAGACUGGUACUUCAGCUUUUAAACGGUCUUACCGAACAAUACGAUGGGAUUUCAACGAUCCUACAGCAUCGGGACCCUUUGCCUGAUUUUCAUGAGGCCCGAUCAAGUCUCACAAUGGAGGAAAGCAAAAAGAAACACCAUGUUGCUCAGGCCGCCCAUUCCUCUGCCACUGCACUUGCGGCUGUCUCAGCCAGCCCCUCUAAGUCUGACAGCACCAACACAACACAUUCUGACCGUAACCGUGGACGAGGAAGGAACCGCGGACGUGGCAGAGGGCGCGGAAACAAUGGUCGCGAGGGUCGGUCUUACAAUACUCAGAAUACCCAGCACCCAUACAUUGUUUUUCCACAAUCUUGGACAAACAAUCAGUGGGUUGGUCUCAUGAAUCAGCAGGCCCACAAUGGCCAGCAGCAACCUCGAGCCCACCCUGCCCGUAUCCAUCAGUGCCCAGACCCAAUACAGGUGCGGGUUUACUUGGGCCUGCCCCCGCUCAGGCCUACACUGCUGGUCCAGUUCCAACCGACAUCGCUCAGGCCCUCUACACCUUAUCUCUAAAUCAGCAAGACCCGUUCGGCUACAUGGAUACCGGAGCGACAGGCCACAUGAAUAACCAACAAGGACCUCAAGACCAAGGCCCCUAUCCUUCGAUGCAAUAGCUCGGGUGAUCUUUAUCCUCUCACCGCUCCACUCCAAAGUCUCUCCCCUUCACCUUCCACAUUUGCUGCCAUUACCCAGGACCGUUGGCAUCAACGACUUGGGCACCCGGGACAAAAUUUACUGCAUUCAUUAAAAUCUUCUUCUUGUAUUGAUUAUGGAAAACUUAGUACUACUACUUGUCAAUCAUGUGUUUUUGGCAAAAGUGUUAAGCUACCCUUUUAUGAUUCCUUGAAUAAGACUUCUUUACCAUUUGACAUUAUUCACAGU